Molecule: messenger RNA, 1770 nt
Organism: Letharia lupina
Lineage: Eukaryota; Fungi; Ascomycota; Lecanoromycetes; Lecanorales; Parmeliaceae
Exons: 6
Coding region: 1-1770 (589 amino acids)
Source: RefSeq, a predicted model, not a curated record
AUGUCUCCAACUUUUGUCGCUUCCAUACUUUAUCUCUCCGCGCUCGCAACCGCUCUUCCAAAGGCUACGCCGGUGAUUGAAGAUCGACAAACUCCAACAUCCGACAACAUUCUCCAGGCUCGACAAACACCAUUCAGUCCGGCCCAGCAAGCAUCCGCAGUAGCACAGUGCAAAAGUGGGGACCUCAACAUCCCUACCGUCACGGAUUGGAUAAAUCUUCAGAUCGACGACUGGUUCGAUAUCUUCUGGACUGACGUGCCAGCAAUAUACUACAACAAUCAUGUUACACCUCCCACCGUUCCGUAUGUGAUAUCCGAAAUAUAUCAACGGGAUGGCAUCACGUGCACAAUAGCCGACUGUAAAGAGCCAUCCACCCUCACCCAGUCGGAGUCAUUGUGCUUACAACGUGUAGCUUGCAUCACUGUCUCUCUCCAGUGCUCCGAUUGGCUGACACCAGCGCCUAAUGGAUCGUUCGAUGCCAUCCGUGCUUACGUGUUUUAUAAUGGCUGGAGGGCACUUGCAGAGUUGUUUUACCAGAUGAAUGUAGCAACGGCUUCUUCCGAAGUCAAUCAGAUUAGUGUUGCAAGCGUCAUUGGAUCAACCUUUGGCAACGAUACCUCUUCUGGCGGUCCAUCGUGGGACAAGACCACAUCUGCUGCUACCCCAGCAAUUGGAGGUGUAUCUGCUAUUCUUGGAGCUCUGUCAGUGAGUCAGGAUUUCACUCAAUCCCUCGAGCGCUUGUUCGGCACUGCUUCCGCCGCGACCGGUGUAAUUGGCAGUCUCCUGAGUGGGAUUGUAGGCGGCAUCAGUCUUGGAGAUGCAGCCCCUGCAGACCCUCGGAUUGACAGCAUAAAUGAUUUGGAAGGUUCAAUGGAGACUUUGUACUGGUCACUCAACAAUGGACUAGCCGUUACCUAUCAAACCGUCCUGCUCUGGAACAAUGGCAGUGGAGGUGGUUUCCCCCAAGUCCAGGAUCUCCUCAAGGGAGGCGCCUUCGUUGAUGAGGGGGUCGGCCAAAGUAGCCUUCUUUCUUCGAUCGAAGACCAGACAUUCUAUGAAAAUAUGCGCGAUGGUUCUGCCCGUAUCUUUGGCUGGACGGCUAUCAAUACGGUGUGGAGAGAUGCAGAUGUAUUCAUUGUGUACCUGCCUUAUAACGCUCACAUUCCGCCGUAUACCAAUUUUCAACAAUCAGACUGCCAAGCUCUCUUGACGUCCCAUAUUUGGGCAACUCCCACGCUGUGUGAAGGCGACGGCAUGACCAUUCUUGUCGGCGACGCCUCAAACCCUAGCAUCGGUCCUGGCGUCGCUCCCCAUGGAUACAGCAGCACAAUCGAUAUCGCCGGGACCCCCUUUGACUAUCAUAACAUUAUGGCGUCCAGUGUGGGUGCUUGGCAGCACACGGGAUUCAACGCUAAUAUCUCGAAUCCGCUCGUCGCGGGCUUGCAGACAGGGAACAUUGAUGUGUCUGAUUUGGGCGAUGUGCAGAGUCUUGGGGAUCUGCCGAUGACUACUGAAGGCGUCUUCAACCUCCCCGUCUGCCAACUUUUCGACUUCGACAGCGUCUACGGCUUCUACCCGCCCAAUGAACAAACCGAUCCGCAAUUUUGGUGCGGAUGUCUAUACGCGAGUGCCAAUUCGCCAGCGGCACCGUCGCAACUUUUCAGUGAUCACAUCUCCAGUGGGCUCACUGCGGCGGUUAAGAGUGCGAACCCUUGUUGUGUGUUCGAUGGGACGGAUUAUCCGAGUGGGUGCGGGGAGUCACCAUCAUAA